Molecule: messenger RNA, 2542 nt
Organism: Apis laboriosa (Himalayan honeybee)
Lineage: Eukaryota; Metazoa; Arthropoda; Insecta; Hymenoptera; Apidae
Product: octopamine receptor beta-3R-like
Exons: 5
Coding region: 714-1967 (417 amino acids)
Biological process (GO): adenylate cyclase-activating adrenergic receptor signaling pathway
Cellular component (GO): membrane
Molecular function (GO): octopamine receptor activity
Source: RefSeq, a predicted model, not a curated record
GCGUGGAUCUCGUGCCUGUUGGAAAUUCGCCUCGAGUGUCGUUUCCACUGCUCGAAAUCGUUUCUUCGAUUCGUUUCACCGCUAUUUCGCGCGAGUGUGUGCUCGAUAAAAAGUAAAAAUUCGUAUUCGAUCGAAACGAUGGUUUCGGCGGUUUGUGAGGAAGGUGUCUCGAGAACAGCUCGUAAAUAGUUUUUCAAAGUGGUUUAAAACGUGUUGAAAAAAAUAGUUUUCAUGAAAGAAAUUCUCGAUUCUACGAUUUCUAUAUUUCGAUUUUCCAAUGGGAGUUACAGUUUCGAAGUUUGAGCAGUGAGAAGAAUGUUUGAGAGAGGAACGAUGUUUGGGGAAUUAGUGUGAAUUGAGCGGAAGUUUCGAGAGUGAAAAAUAUAAAAUGCGGGCAGUGUAGAAAAUUUUCAAAGCUCGAUGCAAUUUUGAGUUUAUUGGAGAUAAGGAAAAAUCUCUCGACGAGGUCGAUCGAAUUCCUCGAAAAUUUGCCGAUCACGGGACGCGAAAUCUCCAUAAGUCCGGGCUAAACCCUUUGGACUUUGGACGAGCACAAUGCACGUGGAUACGCGAGUGAAUCCAUCUCUUCUCCGACGCCCGUCCUCCACCCCCGAGAAUUCCAACACCGUGUUCGCGUCCGACUACCUCGAACAGACUUCACCCUGAGCCAUUUGCCGGCGCGCGUAACAUGGUCACAGGCGGUUCGUGUUGGAAUGGAAGUCAGUGAGCCAUCGGACGAGGACGUGGACCGAUCGAUAGGCAGGCUCACCACGACGACUUCCGGCAUCGACCGCCUCUCGCAGUCGCUCAACUCGAGCGCCCACGACGCGUUUUCCGUUUCUGGGGACAUUUAUCAACCGAUCAACGUCGUUUGGACGGGUAUCAAGGGCGUGGUGAUCAUCGGUAUCAUCGUUACCGCGCUUAUAGGGAACGCUUUGGUGAUCGCGAGCGUGAGAAGGCACCGGAAGCUACGCGUGCCGACCAAUCGUUACGUGGUCAGCCUGGCGGCCGCCGAUUUCCUCGUCGCGGUCUGCGCCAUGUCCUUCAACGCGUCCGUCGAGCUGAGCGGUCGAUGGAUGUUCGGCAGGAUCAUGUGCGACGUGUGGUGCUCGUUGGACGUGUAUUUCUCCACAGCCUCGAUCCUGCAUCUGUGCUGCAUCAGCGUGGACAGAUAUUACGCGAUUGUCAGGCCGUUGGAGUAUCCAGCGAUCAUGAAGAGGCUCACUGUCACCUGUAUGCUGGCCAGCGCGUGGCUGCUCCCAGCUUUCAUCAGUUUCAUUCCCAUUUUCAUGGGGUGGUACGCCACGGACGAGCAUCUGGAACAGUUGGACAAUGAUUCUCAGAUAUGCACGUUCGAGGUGAACCCACCGUACGCUGUGAUUAGUUCCUCGGUCUCCUUCUGGAUCCCCGGUCUCGUGAUGAUUGUCAUGUACUGCAAGAUCUACAAGGAGGCUGUUCGACAAAAAGAGGCGCUUAGCCGUGCCUCGAGCAAUACCGUCCUAAAUAGUGUUCACUUGCAUCGGGCGUCCACCUCGAGGCAUCAUUCCAGGGCGUCCCAUCAAUUGUUGCUGCACCCGAGCGACGCCAGUGACUUUGGCAGACCUAUGUCGUAUAGAACCGCGGCGGAGUUAAACGUGGAGAACGGCACUUCGAUACGACAACAAACGAAGAGUUGGAGAGCUGAGCACAAAGCUGCGAGGACGCUCGGAAUAAUAAUGGGCGCAUUCCUUCUUUGUUGGCUGCCAUUUUUCCUUUGGUAUCUAACCACGUCCUUGUGCGGCGAGGCCUGCUACUGUCCAGACACGGUGGUGUCCGUCCUAUUCUGGAUAGGUUACUUCAACAGCGCCCUGAAUCCGCUUAUUUACGCGUACUUCAACCGCGACUUCCGCGAGGCCUUUAAGGACACGCUGAAGAGCGCCCUCCCCUGUUGCGCCAGUUGUUGGAAAACACCGUCGCAAUUCGUCUAGCGAGAAAAACCCCCGUGAAUAAUCGCGUCGAGCAAAUUGUUUCUUGCGAUCCAUUGGGAAUAUCGGUAUCUGCUCGUUCGCCCAAUGAUUCGUCCAACUCGAUUUGGUAAACAUCGUAAAAAUAAACCUAUCGAGUUCGUUUGUUACAAUUGUGAUUCGAUUCCCUUUAGAGACGAACGAAAGAGGGUGUAGUUAAAGGUAAUGGAAGAAUCUUUUAUAAUAUAUGGAGUUUCGUAUGAUGGGGAAAUUUGAGAUGUUGAUUGUAUGAACACGAAAAGUAAGAUUCUGUUAUUUUCCCGUUAAAAUUCGUGCACGUAUGAAUUGACAAAUAAAAUCGAAUCUAUAAAUAUGUUCAUCUAUGAAAAUCCAAUAAGGCGAGAAUUCAAUGCAAUUCGAAUAAAAUAUUCCGAUUAAUAUAAAUAUUAUUAUAUUUAUUUAUUAGAUAGUACUUACUUAUAAUUGUUCAUCAUAGAAUAUCAUUUUAUAUAUCUUAUUUUAUACAUGAUCGAAACUAUAUUUAUUUAUUAAAAUCAUGGACAAAAUUAAAAAAUAAAUAAAUUAACGAAUAAAAUAUC